Messenger RNA from Thunnus maccoyii (southern bluefin tuna), 2755 nucleotides. It is a transcript of the gene insm1b, whose product is annotated as insulinoma-associated 1b. Gene Ontology annotation, biological process: regulation of cell cycle process; neuron differentiation; negative regulation of transcription by RNA polymerase II. The record is from RefSeq and is a predicted model, not a curated record. Gene Ontology annotation, molecular function: RNA polymerase II cis-regulatory region sequence-specific DNA binding; DNA-binding transcription repressor activity, RNA polymerase II-specific. Bases 555 to 2078 code for a protein of 507 amino acids. The transcript has 2 exons. NCBI's taxonomy places the organism in Eukaryota, Metazoa, Chordata, Actinopteri, Scombriformes, Scombridae. Gene Ontology annotation, cellular component: nucleus; transcription repressor complex.
CCCAAACAAACCACGACUAAUAGAUGUGCAGACUGAAAGAACAACAAGUAACAGAGCAGAGGAGGCCAACACGAGCUCCGGGCCCCCCAGAGGAGAGCCACAAAGCCGUGGCACGUGUGCAUUUGUAUAGGGGCCCAUCAGACCGUAAAAAGAGGAGGGUCCCGGCGUGUGCCUCUGUCGGGGGGGGGGGGGGGGGUGAGCGCACACAUUAAUGUAAUAAACCGCCAGUACAUCUGCUAAGCUAUCUGCACAUCCUCCAACGAAAUCCACCAAACCCAGGCUCUGAGCCCUCCCACAAUCAAAUCCACUGGGAUCUUGGUUUCAUCUGAUUGGUCGGGGAUGCUGCAACAGGGGGGGCGAGAACAAUAGCAUCAUUCCGGCAUAAAAAGAGUGGAGCUAUGCCUUGGAGACGAAAACAUUUCAGCAACAGAAGGAUCGAUAUACUGAGGAGAUAAAGUCCCAUAAGCUUCUAGUGUUGCCAUAUUUUUAACAAACCUGGAUACUCGAGACUUCACCCACCUCCCCGAAGUGCCUUUCCGCUGUAACUCGCCAAGAUGCCCAAAGGAUUCCUGGUAAAAAGAAACAAGAAAUCUGCACAUGUUUCCUACAGGACUCGGUCAGACGAAGAUGACCUCCAGGAGCCACCCACCCCAGCCGCCUUGCCGAGCCAGGCGGACCCCUCCCCGCCGAUGUCCGUGGCGUCCAGUCCGGACCGCGCCGCAGCAUCGCCGGAUUUCACAGCAGCUGACGCGCCGGUGCCAAGACUGGAGAAGCCGGCACAGUUCGGCAACCCCGAGGCGGUGUGCCAAGCCCUCUACAGCCCCACCCGGCCCAUCAGCAAGGAGCACGACAGGGGAUAUUUUGAGCGAAGUUUCAAUCUGGGCUCGCCUAUUUCUGCCGAGUCAUUCCCGACACCUGCCUCCCUCUCCGGCCUGGACCAUCUCCUGUACGCCCCGGUCGACCUAAAAAUCGGCACCAGCAACAGCAGCCGCAGCGGCACCACCAGCAGCAGCCUCCCGGCGCCAAGCAACCGGGUCGGCACCAAAAGACCCGCAGCUGACGGUCCAGAGCGUAAAUCUAAACCCGCCCCCAAGAAACCCAAAGCCAUUAGAAAACUCAACUUUGAAGACGAGGUGACGACUUCUCCUGUGCUCGGUCUCAAAAUCAAAGAGGGGCCGGUGGAGAUGAAGCCGAGGGCGCAGUCCUCCGGAGGAAACAAGCCUUUGGGGGAGUUUGUGUGUCAGCUGUGUAAGGAGGCGUACGCGGAUCCUUUCUCCCUGGCUCAGCACAAGUGCUCCCGCAUCGUCAGGGUCGAGUACCGGUGUCCCGAGUGUGAUAAGAUGUUCAGCUGCCCUGCCAACCUUGCCUCUCACCGCCGCUGGCACAAACCCAGGACCACCGGCGCACCUGCGAUGCCACCCGCACAGGGCAUCAAACCUGAAAUGGCCAAAAUGCCACCGCUAGGUGUCAAGUCAGUCUCCGACGAAGCCAAAGACAUGAGCGACAGAGACACCCCGAGUCCAGGUCUGUCCGAGUCGGGCUCUGAAGAUGGCUCAUAUGACUGCCAAUUCUGCGGGAAGAGGUUUAAGCGACAGGCAUACCUAAGAAAACACAUCAUGGGACACCAGGCCUUGCAAAAGAAAGUGCUGGAGGAGCACGGGUUUCAAACCAGCGACCGCGCGGCAGAGCAGGCUCCUGUACCAUCCUCCUCCUCCUCCUCCUCCUCCUCAGCAUCAUCAUCAUCAUCCUCCUCCUCCUCCUCCUCCUCCUCCUCCUCCUCCUCCUCCUCCUCCUCCUCCUCCUCCUCCUCAUCCUCAGAGGAAGUCUCAAACCAAAGCCCCCUCAAUCUGAGCCCGGUGGACUGCCUGCUGUGCCCGGUGUGCGGGGAGAGUUUCACCAGCAGGGCCGGCCAGGAGAGACACCUGCGCCUCAUGCACUCCUCCCAGAUUUACCCGUGCAAAUACUGCCCCGCCACUCUCUACAGCUCGCCGGGGCUCACCAGGCACAUAAACAAGUGCCACCCCUCGGAGAACAGGCAGGUGAUCCUGCUCCAAAUGCCGGUGCGCCCCGCCUGCUAAAGACAACACAAAACUCGUGCCUUUGAUGGAGGGGAAUUUCAAAAAAAAAAAAAAAAAAAGGAGAAAGAGAAAAAAAGUGGCUUUGGAGUUAAAAAAAAAUAAAGAGUUCGUGAUGCUCACUGCCAUAACUUUAGGCCAAUGAAAGGCAGGGCGGUUUGAUGUUUAAGUGGUGUUUAAUGAUGUGUCUUUUUCCAUGCCAAUCAGUGAUUGUUGAAUGCUUCUCUCUAUAUUUGAAUUACAUAUAGGCCUAUUUUGAGAUUUUCUUUCUCAAAUUAGUUUAUCAAGGAAAAAAAAGAGUACAAAGCGUUAGUUUGACUGUUAAAGGGUAUUUUUCUAGGACAGCACAUGUGCUCAAUGAUAGCUUCUAGACCUAAGAAAUGUCUUAAAUUCUCAGAAAUCCUUUUUCCCUCAUCAGAAGCCUUUUUUUGAAUACACCGACCGUGAUUGCUCUAUCACUGUAGCUUUGUUUGUGAAAGACAGAAAUGAUCAACUUUGUCUUUGUGGAGAGAGGGAGGGAAAAAAAAGAAAAAACAGAGUGACUGAAGCAUUCCCUGUUUAGUAGAACCAUAAAUGCCUUUAGUAUACAGAUAAGCCUAGUCUGAAAUAGCCUCCAUACACAUCCAAAUCCCGCUGUAUAACUGCCUUAAAAAGUCAACAUAGAUUGUUUUAAUUUUGAA